Anguilla anguilla (European eel) is the source of this 31754-nucleotide messenger RNA. Its product is annotated as mucin-16-like. Bases 159 to 30935 code for a protein of 10258 amino acids. NCBI's taxonomy places the organism in Eukaryota, Metazoa, Chordata, Actinopteri, Anguilliformes, Anguillidae. The transcript is spliced from 65 exons. The record is from RefSeq and is a predicted model, not a curated record. Gene Ontology annotation, cellular component: membrane.
AGGAGGCCCAGGUCUCGCUGGCCCAGAAUGGUGCUGGUACCUCCUGCCAGGACCUGGUGCUCGUGCUAGCCAGACGGCUCGAAGAGGCCGACGCCUACUUUGCACGCCAGCUGAAGGAGGGCACAAAGCAGGAAAUUUCCUCCCUGGGCGAGAGGAGGAUGGUCCUGAGGGGGGCUCUGCAGGAGGUCCGGGACUCAGUGGAGAGGCAGGGGCUGAAAGAGCCCACGUUGCCUGCCCUGCAGCGCAGCAUGCAUGCCCUGGCUGGCGCAGAUGAGCGUCUGGCUGCGCAACGCGCUGAGCUGCAGGGUCUGCGAGAGGCAACUGCGCAGUUGGACCCCAAAAUCAGCCGAGGAGACCCCACAGGGGAGCUGGAGGCGUUGUGGGAGGAGACACACAGAACUGUGACUGAGAGGAGGGAGCAGUACCGUGCACUCAGUGAGCUGCUGAAGAAGUUCCAGGGCUGCCGCGGUAACCUGCAAAGCACCCUACGGCAAGCGGAGCAGACCAUCGGCGUGCAGGCCUCCUACAUGAGCAAGGACAACCUGCAGUGCCUCAUCACCAAGGUCCAAGGGAUAAAGGAAGACCUGGCAGGCCUUAGAGAGGGGGUGGAUGAAAUGCGGGGGGUGCGCGGGCAGCUGCAGUCCCAGCUGAGGGCAUUCCCAGACUGCGACAUCGUUCCCUUUGAGAGCGAGGCAGACGACCUGGUGGAUCGCUGGCUGGAUGUGACUGAGAAGACAGACUCACACUUGGACAACCUGCGUUUGGGCCUGGCUCUUUGGGAAAAGCUCCUGCAGCUGGGCAGAGAGAUUGAGAGCUGGACUGGGGAAAAGAUGGCCUUGCUUGCAGAGGGACACCCAUUUCACAGCGAACGGGACGUCCAGGCCUUUCAGGACGAGAUCUGCAGGCAGGAGGAGAACAUUGAGCACUUCCACCGGCGGUCAGAUGAGAUCCAGGGGAUGCUGCAGAGCAAAGAGUCCCCAUUGGACCUGCAGGUGAUGGAGACACAGCUGAGAAAUAAGAUGGAGCAGGUGAAGGAGCUCUUCUCCGAGAGCAGCUCCAUCUUCCAGGACGUGAGAGCAGCCAGGGAUUGCGUUGCCCAGAGAAUGGAGGCGUGCCAGUCUGCCCUGCGGGACAUCCAAUCCUCACUGAGCAUGCUCGAUACAUCCCAGACCCCACCACCGCUCCCCCACAUCCAGGGGUUGUCUGCGCAGCUGCAGUCGCGGGUAGAGCAGACAAAUUUGGUCAUGGAGGAGGUACGGCUCCUGUCGGGAAUGGCCAGCCCGCAGGCUCUGGAGUCACUGGUUGCGGAGGGCCUCCGUCUGAAGGAGGGCAUCCGCUCCACCCAGGAUCUGAUCGGCCGGAAGAGAGCGGAGGCAGAAAAAGGCCUCCUCAAGAUGGAGACUGUCAGCCAAAGCCAGACCAGAGGUGGCCAACAGGAGGCGCUGGUACCACCAGCUGGUGGUAGUGCAGUUUUGAAAGAAGAAGCCUCCCCUUGUGAAGAAGGCUUUCCGGUUGAGGGAGGAGCCUCGAUGACAUCCGAGCGUGUCCAAGGGCCGAAGGCCGACGAUCAGCACAGUAGGACAGGAAAGGCCGUGGUUAGCGCGAAACCAGGCUCGAGUAGGAAGCAGUCCGGGAGACUGGACUCUGGUGCUCAGCUCGGUGUGACCCCGCAGUCUGACACUCAAAAGGACAGGAAGGAGGUUACAAAGAAGGCAGGUACUGAGCUGCAGCAUGUCACUCACGAAGUUACCGUCUGCAAGGACUACGCUAUGAGGGCAAGCACAGGAAAAGAUGACCGUGAGGACAUGGGGACGAACACACAAGGCACCGGUGCAAGCGUUUGUGAGAAAAAAGUGGUCUCAAUUCUUCUGGACGUUGAUCGACAAUGGACAGCCACUCCGUCUAGCAAGCUACUGCCUCAGGAGAGCAAGGGGGGCAGUUUCACCGAGAGCUCUGGUGAUGUACAACUUGCCAUGAUCUCAGGAGCAAAGCAAAGGGAGAGCAGCAAAACUGAACGUGUGGAUUCGGGGCCUGGCGAACACACUGGAUCAGCUUCUGCAGAAACUGCGGCAGGAAAGGCCCCGUCUGUCAGAACUGAGACUCAGCACGCUGAGCCAGAGCUUCAGGGAACGACUGAGACCCUGCAGCCCCGGAGCACAGCGGUGGCUCUAGUCCUGGAUACCAAUGCUCUUCACAUCCAUACCCCUGAGGCAGGCCCGUCCCCCCAUGCAGACGUCCUGCGAAUCCUCUCGUCGGGGGGAGCGGAUAUUCCGGCCGCUGAAAAGCACGCAGACGCACAGCGGGCACCGGACACCGUGGCACAAACCAGCCCACCCGCUAACCUACGUGUGAAACUCACUGGAACUCCUGAGACGCAUGGAGAGUCACAGUCCAGUGAUGCAGCCUGCCUUGAGGAGGUACCGGAGGACACCGCCAGGACAGAUCCAACCCGGCUUCAGGAAGCGCAAGCUCACACUUCUCAAAACCAGCCCAGUCAGACCCUGUGGACUGAAGCCACUGGUCCUGACAAAAAGAAGAGAGCAGAGCAUUCUGGGAGUUUGGGGCAGCCUGACAGAAUUAUUUCAGCCCAGAAAAGAGUGGAACGUGGUGCGGAGGGUCCAUUUCCCGAGGGACACAGGCAGCUCACGGUCGAGGUCAAGGCCACCUUCAUACCCAGCCCACGAGGACAAGACCGGUCUCAGGACCUGCUCAGUGGGUCCUCCGGGCUGGAUACCUUCACUCAGGUCCAGAACCUGCCAGAAUCUAUGAGCCACAUCACUGAGAUGAAGAGAGCCACAGCCAGGCUGGACCAGAUUCAGAAAGAGCUUCCAGAUUGUUCUGAGAAGAAGAUCUCUCUGGAUGAGCUGCAAAGCAUGCUGGGAAGGAUGAAACAGUGUCAGCACCAGCUUGAGACUGAGAGCCACACGUUGGCUGCCCUAGAGAGAAGUGUCUCGCGCCUCCUGGAUGACCCCACCCAUCAAGGACAGGCCGCACCCUUCAAACUCUGUCAGCAGCUGCAAGCCAUGCAGGACCGCUGCAAGAAGCUGAGAGAGAAGUGCAUGCUGGACCAGCAGACGAUGCGCUCUGAGGUUCAAGAGCGGGAACAGGCGCAGAAGGAGAUUCGAGCUGUGAGGGAGCGGCUGGUCACCAUGGCAGCCAUGCUAUCUAAGCAGGGGCAGCGCCCCAGCACCCGGAAAGUACUGGAGGCCCGGAAAGACUUGGACUCCCAGAAUGCUGUGCUACAGAGCAUCACCAGUGGCCUGAAAAAUAAGUACUUAGACAAGCUGGUGCCCACAGAGCUGGAGACUCCUCUUCAAGAGGCGAGGGUGUUGCUGAAGGAGCUUCAGGGGAAGGCAGAGAAGAUGGUGGAGAAGAGCAGCACUCUGUCCAAGCUGAGCUGCAAGGUGACAGAGGUGAUGGAGGGGCUGCAGGCCGUGCAGGAUCUGCUGCAGCAGAAGAGUCCCUCAUUGACCGAGGCCCAGUACACACAGAAGUGUGUGUGGGACAAACUGGACAGGUGGCAUGCCUACUUGGCGGAGUUGGAGGGAGAGGUGCAAGAUAUUUCGGAGGAGCAGCCGGAGCAAGCCCAGUUCCUGAUGGACAAACUUAUGGAGCCACUGCAGCUGUAUCAGGAUGUAGCCAAGCAGGCAGAGCAGCGAACUGCCUUCCUUAGCAAGGUGCCCACCCUCCUGCAGGAGUAUGAAGAAAUGAUUGGGAGCUCCAACAGGUGGCUGAGAGAGGCACAGUCUUGGUUGGACACACCCAUAAUCUACAAAACUGCCAAGUGUCUUAGUAGCUACGCCCAAGGCCUGCAGGCAGUCCUGGAUGACUCAGAGCAGAUGAGGCGGGGCCUGCAGGGCUUUGUCUCGACGCUGCAGGAGAUCAGCAACGUGUGCAACAUCGCUUCUUCGCAGGAAAAGCUGCUCCAGACAGACCAACGCAUGGCUGGCAUGCAGCAGGCCAUCACGGGACCACUGUCUCGACACCAGUAUGCCACAUCGGAGGUGGAAGCCAUGGAGAGGGAAGUGAAGCUGAUGGAGGGAAAUGUUACCAAAAUUAAGAGCAUUUUGUCCUCUAUCGACACAACCUCAAUCUCACCUGAGGAACACCUGAUGAACCGGCAGGUGAUCUUGGACAACAUUCAGUCAAUGAAGAGUACAAUCGCUGAGAUUCAGAGGUGCAGAUCUGAGCUGGAGCUUCCUAAGGAAGCCAGCAAAAGCCUGUCCGUCUUCCACAGGACUCUCCAGCUCCUACAGCCCAUCCAGGACCUGGAACAGCUGACGCAAGAACAGAGUGCCACCUUGCAGGCUGCCAUUGAGCAGUCAAUGAGCAGGACGUCCGACUCCGCUCCCCGGAGGGGCCCAGUGAUCCCCAGCUUGGUCCUGUCUGUUCCUGGGUACCAUCAGGGGGCGUUGGACAUGCCACAAGCAGGCAGGAAAGUGGAGGAGGAGGCCAGAAGCUCCAGCUGUUCAUCUUCUGAAACACUCACCGGGAGUGUUACUGAGGACCCUGGUGACAUCUGUACUGGUGAGGGGUAUGCUGGAGCCCCAUCCACAGUCUCCAGAGGAGCAGGAGUCACAGCUGGAGGCAGAUUUGAUCCUCUGAUGAGCAGCGUGAGCACAGAGGUUUUUGAACCCUGCCCUAGUCCGUCUCCCACGAAGCUUAUGAGAGAAAGUGGACUUGCUUAUCAGGGGGAGGAUGCACAGCUGGAGGGGGUGAAGGUACAGAGGCGAGAUGCACGCACGUCCCGCGGUCCUGCAUGCACACGCGAUCUGCAUGCAGCCAGUGAAAAUGGGAAGACAAUCACAAAAACUAACACGCAUGCAGACAUCCUGGAUGUGAGCUCAGCUACUGAAAGCAUGCAUACGCAGGCCCAAGACACACAUCCCUCUCUUACUACGUUGGGGGAGUCGUAUAGUAAAUAUGCACCCAAUGAGGCAGCACACAGCUCAAUCCUGGAACAGAAAACGGAGCACGACACUGUUCAGACAAACGAGGAGACUGUGUCCUUAUCCAAGGAAAGUGUUGCAGCACUCCAACGGACUGUGUCAGUGGCUGAGGAGAACAUGUUCAUGCCAGGGACGACUGUGUCAGAACAGCAGGAGACAGUGUUAGCACCGAAAAAGACUGAAUCAGCUCUCGCGAAGACUAUCUCAAAACGUAAAAAGACAACAACUGUAUCUGAAAAGUCAGAGACAGCUCAUGAGAAGACAGAGUCAAAACGUAAAAAGACUGUAUCAGUACCUGAAAACACAAUAGCAGAGGAACCUGUGCCAGCUGCUGAAAAAGCUGUAACGGUAGACCAUGAGUCUGUUAAGGCACCAAUGGAGACUUUGCCAGUAUGCAAAGAGCCUGCCCCUCUAAUUCAAAAGACUGUUUUACCAACAAAAGAAAUUUUGUCAGUACAAAAAGACUCUGCGUCAGUACCUGAGGAGACUCAGACAUUUGACAGUGCAACCGUACCAAUAACUAAAAAGACUGUCAAAGAAAGAAAAGAGACUGUGCCAACAGCUAAGCAGACUAAAAAAGUUAUUGAUGGAACUGUGAAAUCUCCUGAAAAGAAAGUGUCAGAAGAGCAGGAGCCUGCAAAGACUGUGAGGGUGGAGGAGGAGACUGCAGAGACACAAAAAGAGACUGUCGCAGUAUUUAAGGCAACUGUCCCAGGGCUUCAGAAGACUGCAGUAGAAACAACAGCCACAUUGUCAGGACAGGAAACUACGUCAAUAUCAAAAACGAUUAUUCCAGUUCACGAGAAGACUGUGCCAGAAGAGCAGAAGACUGUUAAGGCAGCUAAGGAGACUCUGCCAAUUGAAAAAGCGACCCAGGAAACACCUAAAAAGAUUGAAAAAGAAAGGAAAAAGAAGGAGACAUCAAUCCAGGAGAAGGUUGUGUCAGCACCUGGAAAGACUGUUUCAGAAAAGAAAGAGACUGUGUCAAUGCCUAAAGAGCCGGAAACAGCUCCUGAUGAAACUGUGCCAUCUCCUGAAAAGAUUGUGACAAUACAGCAGGAGUCUCUUGAGACACCCAAGCAGUCUUUGCCAGUAUCUAAGGAGACAGUCCGAAUGCUUCAGAAGACUGAAUUAAAAACAACAGCUACAUUGUCAGCACAGGAGGAGCCUGCAUCCGCACCAAAAAAUAUUAUUCCAGUUCCUGAGAAGACUGUGCCAGAAGAGCAGAAGAUUGCAAAGACAUCUAAGGAGACCUUGCCAGUUGACAAGGCAACACAGGAAACACCUAAAAAGAUGGAAACAGAAAGGAAAAAGACAGAGACGAAAUCAAAGAAGACCGAAUCUAUCACUGUGACAACUGAGGCAUCUCCUGAAAAGACUGUGUCAGAAGAGCAGGAGGCUGUGAAGAAACCAAAGGAGACGUCAAUCCAGGAAAAGGUUGUGUCAGCACCAGAAAAAACUGUUUCAGGAAGGAAAGAAAUUGUGUCUAUACGAACAAAGGCUAUAACAGUUCCUGAGGGAACUGUGCCAUCUCCUGCAAAGACUGUGAGGGUGGAACAGGAGACUGCAGAGACACAUAAAGAGACUGUUGCAUUAGUUAAGGAGACUGUCCCAGGGCUUCAGAAGACUGCAGUAGAAACAACAGCCACAUUGUCAGGACAGGAAACUAUGUCAGUACCAAAAACGAUUAUUCCAGUUCCCGAGAAGACUGUGCCAGAAGAGCAGAAGACUGUUAAGGCAGCUAAGGAGACUCUGCCAAUUGAAAAAGCGACCCAGGAAACACCUAAAAAGAUUGAAAAAGAAAGGAAAAAGAAGGAGACAUCAAUCCAGGAGAAGGUUGUGUCAGCACCUGGAAAGACUGUUUCAGAAAAGAAAGAGACUGUGUCAAUGCCUAAAGAGCCUGAAACAGCUCCUGAUGGAACUGUGCCAUCUCCUGAAAAGAUUGUGACAAUACAGGAGUCUCUUGAGACACCCAAGCAGUCUUUGCCAGUAUCUAAGGAGACAGUCCGAAUGCUUCAGAAGACUGAAUUAAAAACAACAGCCACAUUGUCAGGACAGGAAACUAUGUCAGUACCAAAAACGAUUAUUCCAGUUCCCGAGAAGACUGUGCCAGAAGAGCAGAAGACUGUUAAGGCAGCUAAGGAGACUCUGCCAAUUGAAAAAGCGACCCAGGAAACACCUAAAAAGAUUGAAAAAGAAAGAAAAAAGAAGGAGACAUCAAUCCAGGAGAAGGUUGUGUCAGCACCUGGAAAGACUGUUUCAGGAAAGAAAGAGACUGCGUCAAUGCCUAAAGAGCCUGAAACAGCUCCUGAUGGAACUGUGCCAUCUCCUGAAAAGAUUGUGAAAAUACAGCAGGAGUCUCUUGAGACACCCAAGCAGUCUUUGCCAGUAUCUAAGGAGACAGUCCGAAUGCUUCAGAAGACUGAAUUAAAAACAACAGCUACAUUGUCAGCACAGGAGGAGCCUGCAUCAGCACCAAAAAGUAUUAUUCCAGUUCCUGAGAAAACUGUGCCAGAAGAGGAGAAGAUUGCAAAGACAUCUAAGGAGACCUUGCCAGUUGACAAGGCAACACAGGAAACACCUAAAAAGAUGGAAACAGAAAGGAAAAAGACAGAGACGAAAUCAAAGAACACCGAAUCUAUCACUGUGACAACUGAGGCAUCUCCUGAAAAGACUGUGUCAGAAGAGCAGGAGGCUGUGAAGAAACCAAAGGAGACGUCAAUCCAGGAAAAGGUUGUGUCAGCACCAGAAAAAACUGUUUCAGGAAGAAAAGAAAUUGUGUCUAUACGAACAAAGGCAAUAACAGUUCCUGAGGGAACUGUGCCAUCUCCUGCAAAGACUGUGAGGGUGGAGCAGGAGAUUGCAGAGACACAUAAAGAGACUGUUGCAGUAGUUAAGGAGACUGUCCCAGGGCUUCAGAAGACUGCAGUAGAAACAACAGCCACAUUGUCAGGACAGGAAACUAUGUCAGUACCAAAAACGAUUAUUCCAGUUCCCGAGAAGACUGUGCCAGAAGAGCAGAAGACUGUUAAGGCAGCUAAGGAGACUCUGCCAAUUGAAAAAGCGACCCAGGAAACACCUAAAAAGAUUGAAAAAGAAAGGAAAAAGAAGGAGACAUCAAUCCAGGAGAAGGUUGUGUCAGCACCUGGAAAGACUGUUUCAGAAAAGAAAGAGACUGUGUCAAUGCCUAAAGAGCUGGAAACAGCUCCUGAUGGAACUGUGCCAUCUCCUGAAAAGAUUGUGACAAUACAGCAGGAGUCUCUUGAGACACCCAAGCAGUCUUUGCCAGUAUCUAAGGAGACAGUCCGAAUGCUUCAGAAGACUGAAUUAAAAACAACAGCCACAUUGUCAGGACAGGAAACUAUGUCAGUACCAAAAACGAUUAUUCCAGUUCCCGAGAAGACUGUGCCAGAAGAGCAGAAGACUGUUAAGGCAGCUAAGGAGACUCUGCCAAUUGAAAAAGCGACCCAGGAAACACCUAAAAAGAUUGAAAAAGAAAGAAAAAAGAAGGAGACAUCAAUCCAGGAGAAGGUUGUGUCAGCACCUGGAAAGACUGUUUCAGGAAAGAAAGAGACUGCGUCAAUGCCUAAAGAGCCUGAAACAGCUCCUGAUGGAACUGUGCCAUCUCCUGAAAAGAUUGUGAAAAUACAGCAGGAGUCUCUUGAGACACCCAAGCAGUCUUUGCCAGUAUCUAAGGAGACAGUCCGAAUGCUUCAGAAGACUGAAUUAAAAACAACAGCUACAUUGUCAGCACAGGAGGAGCCUGCAUCAGCACCAAAAAGUAUUAUUCCAGUUCCUGAGAAGACUGUGCCAGAAGAGGAGAAGAUUGCAAAGACAUCUAAGGAGACCUUGCCAGUUGACAAGUCAACACAGGAAACACCUAAAAAGAUGGAAACAGAAAGGAAAAAGACAGAGACGAAAUCAAAGAACACCGAAUCUAUGACUGUGACAACUGAGGCAUCUCCUGAAAAGACUGUGUCAGAAGAGCAGGAGGCUGUGAAGAAACCAAAGGAGACGUCAAUCCAGGAAAAGGUUGUGUCAGCACCAGAAAAAACUGUUUCAGGAAGAAAAGAAAUUGUCUCUAUACGAACAAAAGCAAUAACAGUUCCUGAGGGAACUGUGCCAUCUCCUGCAAAGACUGUGAGGGUGGAGCAGGAGAUUGCAGAGACACAUAAAGAGACUGUUGCAGUAGUUAAGGAGACUGUCCCAGGGCUUCAGAAGACUGCAGUAGAAACAACAGCCACAUUGUCAGGACAGGAAACUAUGUCAGUACCAAAAACGAUUAUUCCAGUUCCCGAGAAGACUGUGCCAGAAGAGCAGAAGACUGUUAAGGCAGCUAAGGAGACUCUGCCAAUUGAAAAAGCGACCCAGGAAACACCUAAAAAGAUUGAAAAAGAAAGGAAAAAGAAGGAGACAUCAAUCCAGGAGAAGGUUGUGUCAGCACCUGGAAAGACUGUUUCAGAAAAGAAAGAGACUGUGUCAAUGCCUAAAGAGCCGGAAACAGCUCCUGAUGGAACUGUGCCAUCUCCUGAAAAGAUUGUGACAAUACAGCAGGAGUCUCUUGAGACACCCAAGCAGUCUUUGCCAGUAUCUAAGGAGACAGUCCGAAUGCUUCAGAAGACUGAAUUAAAAACAACAGCCACAUUGUCAGGACAGGAAACUAUGUCAGUACCAAAAACGAUUAUUCCAGUUCCCGAGAAGACUGUGCCAGAAGAGCAGAAGACUGUUAAGGCAGCUAAGGAGACUCUGCCAAUUGAAAAAGCGACCCAGGAAACACCUAAAAAGAUUGAAAAAGAAAGGAAAAAGAAGGAGACAUCAAUCCAGGAGAAGGUUGUGUCAGCACCUGGAAAGAUUGUUUCAGAAAAGAAAGAGACUGUGUCAAUGCCUAAAGAGCCGGAAACAGCUCCUGAUGGAACUGUGCCAUCUCCUGAAAAGAUUGUGACAAUACAGCAGGAGUCUCUUGAGACACCCAAGCAGUCUUUGCCAGUAUCUAAGGAGACAGUCCGAAUGCUUCAGAAGACUGAAUUAAAAACAACAGCUACAUUGUCAGCACAGGAGGAGCCUGCAUCCGCACCAAAAAAUAUUAUUCCAGUUCCUGAGAAGACUGUGCCAGAAGAGCAGAAGAUUGCAAAGACAUCUAAGGAGACCUUGCCAGUUGACAAGGCAACACAGGAAACACCUAAAAAGAUGGAAACAGAAAGGAAAAAGAAAGAGACAAAAUCAAAGAAGACCGAAUCUAUCACUGUGACAACUGAGGCAUCUCCUGAAAAGACUGUGUCAGAAGAGCAGGAGGCUGUGAAGAAACCAAAGGAGACGUCAAUCCAGGAAAAGGUUGUGUCAGCACCAGAAAAAACUGUUUCAGGAAGGAAAGAAAUUGUGUCUAUACGAACAAAGGCUAUAACAGUUCCUGAGGGAACUGUGCCAUCUCCUGCAAAGACUGUGAGGGUGGAACAGGAGACUGCAGAGACACAUAAAGAGACUGUUGCAUUAGUUAAGGAGACUGUCCCAGGGCUUCAGAAGACUGCAGUAGAAACAACAGCCACAUUGUCAGGACAGGAAACUACGUCAGUACCAAAAACGAUUAUUCCAGUUCAUGAGAAGACUGUGCCAGAAGAGCAGAAGACUGUUAAGGCAGCUAAGGAGACUCUGCCAAUUGAAAAAGCGACCCAGGAAACACCUAAAAAGAUUGAAAAAGAAAGGAAAAAGAAGGAGACAUCAAUCCAGGAGAAGGUUGUGUCAGCACCUGGAAAGACUGUUUCAGAAAAGAAAGAGACUGUGUCAAUGCCUAAAGAGCCGGAAACAGCUCCUGAUGGAACUGUGCCAUCUCCUGAAAAGAUUGUGACAAUACAGCAGGAGUCUCUUGAGACACCCAAGCAGUCUUUGCCAGUAUCUAAGGAGACAGUCCGAAUGCUUCAGAAGACUGAAUUAAAAACAACAACCACAUUGUCAGGACAGGAAACUAUGUCAGUACCAAAAACGAUUAUUCCAGUUCCCGAGAAGACUGUGCCAGAAGAGCAGAAGACUGUUAAGGCAGCUAAGGAGACUCUGCCAAUUGAAAAAGCGACCCAGGAAACACCUAAAAAGAUUGAAAAAGAAAGGAAAAAGAAGGAGACAUCAAUCCAGGAGAAGGUUGUGUCAGCACCUGGAAAGACUGUUUCAGAAAAGAAAGAGACUGUGUCAAUGCCUAAAGAGCCUGAAACAGCUCCUGAUGGAACUGUGCCAUCUCCUGAAAAGAUUGUGACAAUACAGCAGGAGUCUCUUGAGACACCCAAGCAGUCUUUGCCAGUAUCUAAGGAGACAGUCCGAAUGCUUCAGAAGACUGAAUUAAAAACAACAGCUACAUUGUCAGCACAGGAGGAGCCUGCAUCCGCACCAAAAAAUAUUAUUCCAGUUCCUGAGAAGACUGUGCCAGAAGAGCAGAAGAUUGCAAAGACAUCUAAGGAGACCUUGCCACUUGACAAGGCAACACAGGAAACACCUAAAAAGAUGGAAACAGAAAGGAAAAAGACAGAGACGAAAUCAAAGAAGACCGAAUCUAUCACUGUGACAACUGAGGCAUCUCCUGAAAAGACUGUGUCAGAAGAGCAGGAGGUUGUGAAGAAACCAAAGGAGACGUCAAUCCAGGAAAAGGUUGUGUCAGCACCAGAAAAAACUGUUUUAGGAAGGAAAGAAAUUGUGUCUAUACGAACAAAGGCUAUAACAGUUCCUGAGGGAACUGUGCCAUCUCCUGCAAAGACUGUGAGGGUGGAAAAGGAGACUGCAGAGACACAUAAAGAGACUGUUGCAUUAGUUAAGGAGACUGUCCCAGGGCUUCAGAAGACUGCAGUAGAAACAACAGCCACAUUGUCAGGACAGGAAACUACGUCAGUACCAAAAACGAUUAUUCCAGUUCACAAGAAGACUGUGCCAGAAGAGCAGAAGACUGUUAAGGCAGCUAAGGAGACUCUGCCAAUUGAAAAAGCGACCCAGGAAACACCUAAAAAGAUUGAAAAAGAAAGGAAAAAGAAGGAGACAUCAAUCCAGGAGAAGGUUGUGUCAGUACCUGGAAAGACUGUUUCAGAAAAGAAAGAGACUGUGUCAAUGCCUAAAGAGCCAGAAACAGCUCCUGAUGGAACUGUGCCAUCUCCUGAAAAGAUUGUGACAAUACAGCAGGAGUCUCUUGAGACACCCAAGCAGUCUUUGCCAGUAUCUAAGCAGACAGUCCGAAUGCUUCAGAAGACUGAAUUAAAAACAACAGCCACAUUGUCAGCACAGGAGGAGCCUGCAUCAGCACCAAAAAGUAUUAUUCCAGUUCCUGAGAAGACUGUGCCAGAAGAGGAGAAGAUUGCAAAGACAUCUAAGGAGACCUUGCCAGUUGACAAGGCAACACAGGAAACACCUAAAAAGAUGGAAACAGAAAGGAAAAAGACAGAGACGAAAUCAAAGAAGACCGAAUCUAUCACUGUGACAACUGAGGCAUCUCCUGAAAAGACUGUGUCAGAAGAGCAGGAGGCUGUGAAGAAACCAAAGGAGACGUCAAUCCAGGAAAAGGUUGUGUCAGAACCAGAAAAAACUGUUUCAGGAAGGAAAGAAAUUGUGUCUAUACGAACAAAGGCUAUAACAGUUCCUGAGGGAACUGUGCCAUCUCCUGCAAAGACUGUGAGGGUGGAGCAGGAGACUGCAGAGACACAUAAAGAGACUGUUGCAGUAGUUAAGGAGACUGUCCCAGGGCUUCAGAAGACUGCAGUAGAAACAACAGCCACAUUGUCAGGACAGGAAACUACGUCAGUACCAAAAACGAUUAUUCCAGUUCACGAGAAGACUGUGCCAGAAGAGCAGAAGACUGUUAAGGCAGCUAAGGAGACUCUGCCAAUUGAAAAAGCGACCCAGGAAACACCUAAAAAGAUUGAAAAAGAAAGGAAAAAGAAGGAGACAUCAAUCCAGGAGAAGGUUGUGUCAGCACCUGGAAAGACUGUUUCAGAAAAGAAAGAGAUUGUGUCAAUGCCUAAAGAGCCGGAAACAGCUCCUGAUGGAACUGUGCCAUCUCCUGAAAAGAUUGUGACAAUACAGCAGGAGUCUCUUGAGACACCCAAGCAGUCUUUGCCAGUAUCUAAGGAGACAGUCCGAAUGCUUCAGAAGACUGAAUUAAAAACAACAGCUACAUUGUCAGCACAGGAGGAGCCUGCAUCAGCACCAAAAAGUAUUAUUCCAGUUCCUGAGAAGACUGUGCCAGAAGAGGAGAAGAUUGCAAAGACAUCUAAGGAGACCUUGCCAGUUGACAAGGCAACACAGGAAACACCUAAAAAGAUGGAAACAGAAAGGAAAAAGACAGAGACGAAAUCAAAGAAGACCGAAUCUACCACUGUGACAACUGAGGCAUCUCCUGAAAAGACUGUGUCAGAAGAGCAGGAGGCUGUGAAGAAACCAAAGGAGACGUCAAUCCAGGAAAAGGUUGUGUCAGCACCAGAAAAAACUGUUUCAGGAAGGAAAGAAAUUGUGUCUAUACGAACAAAGGCUAUAACAGUUCCUGAGGGAACUGUGCCAUCUCCUGCAAAGACUGUGAGGGUGGAGCAGGAGACUGCAGAGACACAUAAAGACACUGUUGCAGUAGUUAAGGAGACUGUCCCUGGGCUUCAGAAGACUGCAGUAGAAACAACAGCCACAUUGUCAGGACAGGAAACUACGUCAGUACCAAAAACGAUUAUUCCAGUUCACGAGAAGACUGUGCCAGAAGAGCAGAAGACUGUUAAGGCAGCUAAGGAGACUCUGCCAAUUGAAAAAGCGACCCAGGAUGCACCUAAAAAGAUUGAAAAAGAAAGUAAAAAGAUGGAGACAAAACCUAAGAAGACUGAAUCUUUUCCUGAGAUGCCUGUGUCAUCUCCUGUGUCACGAGAGCAAGGGGCUAUGGAGAAACCAAAGGAGACAUCAAUCCAAGAGAAGGUUGUGCCAGCACCUAGAAAGACUGUUUCAGAAAAGAAAGAGACUGUGUCAACACAUAAGGUGCCAGAAACAGCUCCUGGGGAAACUGUGCCAACUCCUAUAAAGACUAUCUCAGUGGAGCAUGAUACAAACAAGGAUUUAUUGUCACUUCAGGAUGAACCUGUGCCAAAAACUAAAACGUCUGUGUCAGUACCUGAAGAGACUGUGUCGGGACAGCAGGAUUCCGUGAAGGCACAUAAGGAUGCUGGGUCUUUAUCACCGACAACUGUUCCAGAAAUUCAAAAGACUGCAUCUGUUUUUGAGAAAGCUAAGUUUGCAAUGCAUGAGACUUUUUCGGCACUGAAAAGAAGUAUGUCAGAACCUAAAAAGGCUGUGUCAGAACCUGAAAAAACUAUUUCAACUCCUGAGAGGACAGUAUCAAUACAGCAAAUAAUUGCUGAGACACCCAAGACAUCCCUGUCCUCAUCAACUGAGACAGUUCCAGCACUUGAGAAGACUGUAUUACAAACUGACGUUCAGAAGGAGAGACCUAAAAAGAUUGCUUCAGAAACUGGAAGCACAAUGGUAGUACCUGAAGAGACAUCAAUAACUGAGGAAACGGUGUCAGCUCUUGAAACGACUAUAACAGCAGAGCAGGUGACUGUUAAGACACCUACAAAAACUUUGGUAGUAUCUAAGGAGCCUGUGCCACUACUUCAGAAGAUGGUAGUAGAAACAAGAAACACAUUAUCAGAAACGAAGGAAACUGUGUCAGCACCUAAAACUACUGUUUCACUGCCCAAAGAGACCGUGUCAGCUCCUGAGAAAUCUGUGCAAGAAAAGCAUAAAGCUUCUAAGACAACUAAGGAGACUUUACCAGAUGGCAGAGCAACUCAGGAAACACAUAGAAAGAUUGAAAAAGAAAGAAAAAAGACAGAGACAAAAUCAAAGAAGACUGAAUAUAUUCCUGUGCCAACUGGGGCAUCUCCUGAAAAGACUGUGUCAGAAGAGCAGGAGGCUGUGAAGAAACCAAAGGAGACGUCAAUCCAGGAAAAGGUUGUGUCAGCACCAGAAAAAACUGUUUCAGGAAGGAAAGAAAUUGUGUCUAUACGAACAAAGGCUAUAACAGUUCCUGAGGGAACUGUGCCAUCUCCUGCAAAGACUGUGAGGGUGGAACAGGAGACUGCAGAGACACAUAAAGAGACUGUUGCAUUAGUUAAGGAGACUGUCCCAGGGCUUCAGAAGACUGCAGUAGAAACAACAGCCACAUUGUCAGGACAGGAAACUAUGUCAGUACCAAAAACGAUUAUUCCAGUUCCCGAGAAGACUGUGCCAGAAGAGCAGAAGACUGUUAAGGCAGCUAAGGAGACUCUGCCAAUUGAAAAAGCGACCCAGGAAACACCUAAAAAGAUUGAAAAAGAAAGGAAAAAGAAGGAGACAUCAAUCCAGGAGAAGGUUGUGUCAGCACCUGGAAAGACUGUUUCAGAAAAGAAAGAGACUGUGUCAAUGCCUAAAGAGCCGGAAACAGCUCCUGAUGAAACUGUGCCAUCUCCUGAAAAGAUUGUGACAAUACAGCAGGAGUCUCUUGAGACACCCAAGCAGUCUUUGCCAGUAUCUAAGGAGACAGUCCGAAUGCUUCAGAAGACUGAAUUAAAAACAACAGCUACAUUGUCAGCACAGGAGGAGCCUGCAUCCGCACCAAAAAAUAUUAUUCCAGUUCCUGAGAAGACUGUGCCAGAAGAGCAGAAGAUUGCAAAGACAUCUAAGGAGACCUUGCCAGUUGACAAGGCAACACAGGAAACACCUAAAAAGAUGGAAACAGAAAGGAAAAAGACAGAGACAAAAUCAAAGAAGACCGAAUCUAUCACUGUGACAACUGAGGCAUCUCCUGAAAAGACUGUGUCAGAAGAGCAGGAGGCUGUGAAGAAACCAAAGGAGACGUCAAUCCAGGAAAAGGUUGUGUCAGCACCAGAAAAAACUGUUUCAGGAAGGAAAGAAAUUGUGUCUAUACGAACAAAGGCUAUAACAGUUCCUGAGGGAACUGUGCCAUCUCCUGCAAAGACUGUGAGGGUGGAGCAGGAGACUGCAGAGACACAUAAAGAGACUGUUGCAGUAAUUAAGGAGACUGUCCCAGGGCUUCAGAAGACUGCAGUAGAAACAACAGCCACAUUGUCAGGACAGGAAACUACGUCAGUACCAAAAACGAUUAUUCCAGUUCACGAGAAGACUGUGCCAGAAGAGCAGAAGACUGUUAAGGUAGCUAAGGAGACUCUGCCAAUUGAAAAAGCGAUCCAGGAAACACCUAAAAAGAUUGAAAAAGAAAGGAAAAAGAAGGAGACAUCAAUCCAGGAGAAGGUUGUGUCAGCACCUGGAAAGACUGUUUCAGAAAAGAAAGAGACUGUGUCAAUGCCUAAAGAGCCGGAAACAGCUCCUGAUGGAACUGUCCCAUCUCCUGAAAAGAUUGUGACAAUACAGCAGGAGUCUCUUGAGACACCCAAGCAGUCUUUGCCAGUAUCUAAGGAGACAGUCCGAAUGCUUCAGAAGACUGAAUUAAAAACAACAGCUACAUUGUCAGCACAGGAGAAGCCUGCAUCAGCACCAAAAAGUAUUAUUCCAGUUCCUGAGAAGACUGUGCCAGAAGAGGAGAAGAUUGCAAAGACAUCUAAGGAGACCUUGCCAGUUGACAAGGCAACACAGGAAACACCUAAAAAGAUGGAAACAGAAAGGAAAAAGACAGAGACGAAAUCAAAGAAGACCGAAUCUAUCACUGUGACAACUGAGGCAUCUCCUGAAAAGACUGUGUCAGAAGAGCAGGAGGCUGUGAAGAAACCAAAGGAGACGUCAAAUCAGGAAAAGGUUGUGUCAGCACCAGAAAAAACUGUUUCAGGAAGGAAAGAAAUUGUGUCUAUACGAACAAAGGCUGAAACAGUUCCUGAGGGAACAGUGCCAUCUCCUGCAAAGACUAUGAGGGUGGAGGAGGAGACUGCAGAGACACAUAAAGAGACUGUUGCAGUAGUUAAGGAGACUGUCCCAGGGCUUCUGAAGACUGCAGUAGAAACAACAGCCACAUUUUCAGGACAGGAAACUACGUCAGUACCAAAAACGAUUAUUCCAGUUCACGAGAAGACUGUGCCAGAAGAGCAGAAGACUGUUAAGGCAGCUAAGGAGACUCUGCCAAUUGAAAAAGCGAUCCAGGAAACACCUAAAAAGAUUGAAAAAGAAAGGAAAAAGAAGGAGACAUCAAUCCAGGAGAAGGUUGUGUCAGCACCUGGAAAGACUGUUUCAGAAAAGAAAGAGACUGUGUCAAUGCCUAAAGAGCCGGAAACAGCUCCUGAUGGAACUGUCCCAUCUCCUGAAAAGAUUGUGACAAUACAGCAGGAGUCUCUUGAGACACCCAAGCAGUCUUUGCCAGUAUCUAAGGAGACAGUCCGAAUGCUUCAGAAGACUGAAUUAAAAACAACAGCUACAUUGUCAGCACAGGAGGAGCCUGCAUCAGCACCAAAAAGUAUUAUUCCAGUUCCUGAGAAGACUGUGCCAGAAGAGGAGAAGAUUGCAAAGACAUCUAAGGAGACCUUGCCAGUUGACAAGGCAACACAGGAAACACCUAAAAAGAUGGAAACAGAAAGGAAAAAGACAGAGACGAAAUCAAAGAACACCGAAUCUAUCACUGUGACAACUGAGGCAUCUCCUGAAAAGACUGUGUCAGAAGAGCAGGAGGCUGUGAAGAAACCAAAGGAGACGUCAAUCCAGGAAAAGGUUGUGUCAGCACCAGAAAAAACUGUUUUAGGAAGGAAAGAAAUUGUGUCUAUACGAACAAAGGCUGAAACAGUUCCUGAUGGAACUGUGCCAUCUCCUGCAAAGACUGUGAGGGUGGAGGAGGAGACUGCAGAGACACAUAAAGAGACUGUUGCAGUAGUUAAGGAGACUGUCCCAGGGCUUCAGAAGACUGCAGUAGAAACAACAGCCACAUUGUCAGGACAGGAAACUACGUCAGUACCAAAAACGAUUAUUCCAGUUCACGAGAAGACUGUGCCAGAAGAGCAGAAGACUGUUGAGGCAGCUAAGGAGACUCUGCCAAUUGAAAAAGCGACCCAGGAUGCACCUAAAAAGAUUGAAAAAGAAAGUAAAAAGAUGGAGACAAAACCUAAGAAGACUGAAUCUUUUCCUGAGAUGCCUGUGUCAUCUCCUGUGUCACGAGAGCAAGGGGCUAUGGAGAAACCAAAGGAGACAUCAAUCCAAGAGAAGGUUGUGUCAGCACCUAGAAAGACUGUUUCAGAAAAGAAAGAGACUGUGUCAACACAUAAGGUGCCAGAAACAGCUCCUGGGGAAACUGUGCCAACUCCUAUAAAGACUAUCUCAGUGGAGCAUGAUACAAACAAGGAUUUAUUGUCACUUCAGGAUGAACCUGUGCCAAAAACUAAAACGUCUGUGUCAGUACCUGAAGAGACUGUGUCGGGACAGCAGGAUUCCGUGAAGGCACAUAAGGAUGCUGGGUCUUUAUCACCGACAACUGUUCCAGAAAUUCAAAAGACUGCAUCUGUUUUUGAGAAAGCUAAGUUUGCAAUGCAUGAGACUUUUUCGGCACUGAAAAGAAGUAUGUCAGAACCUAAAAAGGCUGUGUCAGAACCUGAAAAAACUAUUUCAACUCCUGAGAGGACAGUAUCAAUACAGCAAAUAAUUGCUGAGACACCCAAGACAUCCCUGUCCUCAUCAACUGAGACAGUUCCAGCACUUGAGAAGACUGUAUUACAAACUGACGUUCAGAAGGAGAGACCUAAAAAGAUUGCUUCAGAAACUGGAAGCACAAUGGUAGUACCUGAAGAGACAUCAAUAACUGAGGAAACGGUGUCAGCUCUUGAAACGACUAUAACAGCAGAGCAGGUGACUGUUAAGACACCUACAAAGACUUUGGUAGUAUCUAAGGAGCCUGUGCCACUACUUCAGAAGAUGGUAGUAGAAACAAGAAACACAUUAUCAGAAACGAAGGCAAUUGUGUCAGCACCUAAAACUACUGUUUCACUGCCCAAAGAGACCGUGUCAGCUCCUGAGAAAUCUGUGCAAGAAAAGCAUAAAGCUUCUAAGACAACUAAGGAGACUUUACCAGAUGACAGAGCAACUCAGGAAACACAUAGAAAUAUUGAAAAAGAAAGAAAAAAGACAGAGACAAAAUCAAAGAAGACUGAAUAUAUUCCUGUGCCAACUGGGGCAUCUCCUGAAAAGACUAUGUCAGAAGAGCAGGAGGCUGUGAAGAAACCAAAGGAGACAUCAAUACAGGAAAAGGUUCUGUCAGCACCUGAAAAGACAGUUUCAGGAAGGAAAGAGAUUGUGUCAAUACGAACAAAAACUGAAACAGUUCUUGAGGGAACUGUGCCAUCUCCUGGAAAGACUGUGAAGGUGGAGGAGGAGACUGCAGAGACACAUAAAGAGACUGUUGCAGUAUUUAAGGAGACUGUCCCAGGGCUUCAGAAGACUGCAGUAGAAACAACAGCCACAUUGUCCGGACAGGAAACUACGUCAGUACCAAAAACGAUUAUUCCAGUUCAUGAGAAGACUGUGCGAGAAGAGCAGAAGACUGUUAAGGCAGGUAAGGAGACUUUGCCAAUUGAAAAAGCGAACCAGGAAACACCUAAAAAGAUUGAAAAAGAAAGGAAAAAGAAGGAGACAUCAAUCCAGGAGAAGGUUGUGUCAGCACCUGGAAAGACUGUUUCAGAAAAGAAAGAGACUGUGUCAAUGCCUAAAGAGCCUGAAACAGCUCCUGGUGGAACUGUGCCAUCUCCUGAAAAGAUUGUGACAAUACAGCAGGAGUUUCUUGAGACACCCAAGCAGUCUUCGCCAGUAUCUAAGGAGACAUUCCAAAUGCUUCAGAAGACUGAAUUAAAAACAACAGCUACAUUGUCAGCACAGGACAAGCCUGCAUCCGCACCAAAAAAUAUUAUUCCAGUUCCUGAGAAGGCUGUGCCAGAAGAGGAGAAGAUUGCAAAGACAUCUAAGGAGACCUUGCCAGUUGACAAGGCAACACAGGAAACACCUAAAAAGAUGGAAACAGAAAGGAAAAAGACAGAGACAAAAUCAAAGAAGACCGAAUCUAUCCCCGUGACAACUGGGACAUCUCCUGAAAAGACUGUGUCAGAAGAGCAGGAGGCUGUGAAGAAACCAAAGGAGACGUCAAUCCAGGAAAAGGUUGUGUCAGCACCAGAAAAAACUGUUUCAGGAAAGAAAGAAAUUGUGUCUAUACGAACAAAGGCUGAAACAGUUCCUGAGGGAACUGUGCCAUCUCCUGCAAAGACUGUGACGGUGGAGCAGGAGACUGCAGAGACACAUAAAGAGACUGUUGCAGUAGUUAAGGAGACUGUCCCAGGGCUUCAGAAGACUGCAGUAGAAACAACAGCCACAUUGUCAGGACAGGAAACUACGUCAGUACCAAAAACGAUUAUUCCAGUUCACAAGAAGACUGUGCCAGAAGAGCAGAAGACUGUUAAGGCAGGUAAGGAGACUUUGCCAAUUGAAAAAGCGACCCAGGAAACACCUAAAAAGAUUGAAAAAGAAAGGAAAAAGAAGGAGACAUCAAUCCAGGAGAAGGUUGUGUCAGCACCUGGAAAGACUGUUUCAGAAAAGAAAGAGACUGUGUCAAUGCCUAAAGAGCCUGAAACAGCUCCUGGUGGAACUGUGCCAUCUCCUGAAAAGAUUGUGACAAUACAGCAGGAGUUUCUUGAGACACCCAAGCAGUCUUCGCCAGUAUCUAAGGAGACAUUCCAAAUGCUUCAGAAGACUGAAUUAAAAACAACAGCUACAUUGUCAGCACAGGACAAGCCUGCAUCCGCACCAAAAAAUAUUAUUCCAGUUCCUGAGAAGGCUGUGCCAGAAGAGGAGAAGAUUGCAAAGACAUCUAAGGAGACCUUGCCAGUUGACAAGGCAACACAGGAAACACCUAAAAAGAUGGAAACAGAAAGGAAAAAGACAGAGACAAAAUCAAAGAAGACCGAAUCUAUCCCCGUGACAACUGGGACAUCUCCUGAAAAGACUGUGUCAGAAGAGCAGGAGGCUGUGAAGAAACCAAAGGAGACGUCAAUCCAGGAAAAGGUUGUGUCAGCACCAGAAAAAACUGUUUCAGGAAAGAAAGAAAUUGUGUCUAUACGAACAAAGGCUGAAACAGUUCCUGAGGGAACUGUGCCAUCUCCUGCAAAGACUGUGACGGUGGAGCAGGAGACUGCAGAGACACAUAAAGAGACUGUUGCAGUAGUUAAGGAGACUGUCCCAGGGCUUCAGAAGACUGCAGUAGAAACAACAGCCACAUUGUCAGGACAGGAAACUACGUCAGUACCAAAAACGAUUAUUCCAGUUCACAAGAAGACUGUGCCAGAAGAGCAGAAGACUGUUAAGGCAGCUAAUGAGACUCUGCCAAUUGAAAAAGCGACCCAGGAAACACCUAAAAAGAUUGAAAAAGAAAGCAAAAAGAAGGAGACAUCAAUCCAGGAGAAGGUUGUGUCAGCACCUGGAAAAACUGUUUCAGAAAAGAAAGAGACUGUGUCAAUGGCUAAAGAGCCUGAAACAGCUCCUGAUGGAACUGUGCCAUCUCCUGAAAAGAUUGUGACAAUACAGCAGGAGUCUCUUGAGACACCCAAGCAGUCUUCGCCAGUAUCUAAGGAGACAGUCCGUAUGCUUCAGAAGACUGAAAUAAAAACAACAGCUACAUUGUCAGCACAGGAGGAGCCUGCAUCCGCACCAAAAAAUAUUAUUCUAGUUCCUGAGAAGACUGUGCCAGAAGAGGAGAAGAUUGCAAAGACAUCUAAGGAGACCUUGCCAGGAAGACUGCCAUCUUCUGAAAAGACUGUGACCAUAGAGCAGGAGUCUGCUGAGCCACCAAAGGCGACUUUGCUAGUAUCUAAGGAGACUGCCCCAGUGCUUCAGAAGACUGUAUUAGGAACAACAGACACAAUAUCAGGACAAGACAAGACUGUGUCAGCACCUAAAACAACUGUUUCAGGACCUGAGGAGAGUGUGUCUCCAACGAAAGAGACUGAAUCAGUUCCUGAGGCAAGUGUGCCAUCUCCUGAUAAGACUAUCUCAGUGGGGCCGGAGACAACCAAGGAAACCUCGUCUGUUCAGAAGGCCCUAAAGGAAGAGCAGAAGACUGUUCGGGCCCCUAGGGAGAGAGAGACAGUUGAAGAAGUACCUAUGCCAACACCUAAAAAGACUGAUUCAGAAAGCAAAGAGACUGUGUCAACACUUAAACAGACUGAAACAGUUUCUGUGGGGACUGUGCCAUCUCCUGAAGAGAUUGUGAGAGUGGAGAAGGAGACUGCUGAGACACCCAAGGAGAUUUUGCCAGUAUGUAAAGAGAAUGUCCCAACACUUCAGAAGACUGCAGUUAAAACAAAAGCCACAUUGUCAGCACAGGAGGAGCCUGCAUCAGCACCAAAAAUUGCUAUUCCAGUUCCUGAGAAGACUGUGCCAGGAGAGCGGAAGGUUGCAAAGACAUCUAAGGAGACCUUGCCAGGAAGAGUGCCAUCUCCUGAAAAGACUGUGACCAUAGAGCAGGAGUCUGCUAAGCCACCAAAGGCGACUUUGCUAGUAUCUAAGGAGACUGUCCCAGUGUUUCAGAAGACUGUAUUAGGAACAACAGACACAAUAUCAGGACAAGACAAGACUGUGUCAGCACCUAAAACAACUGUUUCAGGACCUGAGGAGAGUGUGUCUCCAACUAAAGAGACUGAAUCAGUUCCUGAGGCAAGUGUGCCAUCUCCUGAUAAGACUAUCUCAGUGGGGCCGGAGACAACCAAGGAAACCUCGUCUGUUCAGAAGGCCCUAAAAGAAGAGCAGAAGACUGUUCGGGCCCCUAGGGAGAGAGAGACAGUUGAAGAAGUACCUAUGCCAACACCUAAAAAGACUGAUUCAGAAAGCAAAGAGACUGUGUCAACACUUAAACAGACUGAAACAGUUUCUGUGGGGACUGUGCCAUCUCCUGAAGAGAUUGUGACCAUAGAGCAGGAGUCUGCUAAGCCACCAAAGGCGACUUUGCUAGUAUCUAAGGAGACUGUCCCAGUGCUUCAGAAGACUGUAUUAGGAACAACAGACACAAUAUCAGGACAAGACAAGACUGUGUCAGCACCUAAAACAACUGUUUCAGGACCUGAGGAGAGUGUGUCUCCAACUAAAGAGACUGAAUCAGUUCCUGAGGCAAGUGUGCCAUCUCCUGAUAAGACUAUCUCAGUGGGGCCGGAGACAACCAAGGAAACCUUGUCUGUUCAGAAGGCCCUAAAAGAAGAGCAGAAGACUGUUCGGGCCCCUAGGGAGAGAGAGACAGUUGAAGAAGUACCUAUGCCAACACCUAAAAAGACUGAUUCAGAAAGCAAAGAGACUGUGUCAACACUUAAACAGACUGAAACAGUUUCUGUGGGGACUGUGCCAUCUCCUGAAGAGAUUGUGAGAGUGGAGAAGGAGACUGCUGAGACACGAAGAGAGACUUUGCCAGUAUCUGUCCCAGUGAUUCAGAAGACUGCUGUAGAAAUAACAACCAUAUUUUCAGGACAAGACAAGACUGGGUCAGUACCAAAAAUGAUUCUUCCAACUGAACAAAAAAUUGUUCAGUCAACAAAGGAGACAUUGCCAAUUGGCAAGGCAACCCAGGCAGUACCAAAAAAGAUGGAAACAAAAAGGGUAAGGACAGAGACAAAAGAGCAGGAGAAAACUAAGACUGUUCCAGCACUUGAGAAGACAGAAUCUUUUCAUGAGGCAACAAAGACAUCUCCAGAUGCAUCAGAAGUGCAGGAGGUUGUGAUGAAACUGAAAGAGAUGUCAAUCCAGGAAGAGGUCGUGUCAGCACCUGUAAAGACUGUUUCAGAAAGGAAAGAGACUGUGUCAACACUUAAAAAGACUGAAACAAUUCCUGAAGGAGGUGUGCCAUCUCCUGAAAAGACAGUGACGGUUGACAAGUGGACUUUUCCAGUAUCUAAGGAGGCUGCGUCCUCCUCUAAGAAAACUGUUCCAGAAAUUCAGACGUCUGUAUCAGCUCUUGUGAGAACUGUGUCAUCAGAGCAGAUGAUUGUUCAGCCAACCAAUGAGACUGUGUCAGUACGACAGAAUGUUUUGACAGCAGUUACCGAGACUGUCAUAACACCUCUUGAUACUGUGCUCCCUCUAGAGCCUGUGGGCGUCUCACUAAAUAUUAUGUCUCUACCUACUGAUACAAUGACAGUACCUAUAGCAUCUCUGUCGGUACCUGAGCAGAUUCGAUCAUUUCCUCAGGAGGCUGUGUCAGCUCUGCAGACAACUCUGAAUGUUCCUCAAGAAACUGUUCCUGUUCCUUCGAAGACAGUGCUUGUUUGUGCUCCACACAGUAAAGCUAAAGUUGUUAAGGUCGCUUCCAGCAAAGAGACUUAUCCAACAGAGGAUCCUUCCAUCCUAUUCUGUCCAACAGAGUCCAUACAGAAUGCCCCCAUCUUUCACACACACACUUCCAUCCAAUAUUCUGCAGCCUCAACAGAAAUGACCCAGGGUUCAACUCAGCGUGUGCUGGACUUACACAGCGAGUCCCCAGAUGCUCAGAGAUCUUCUGAAGAUACAACUCGCACCUCAGGCCUGGCUCCAGGCCAGCUAGGUUCCUCUCAGGAUGCUCUCCAGUCAUGCCGAGAGAGGCCUGCCUCACUAAAAGACAAGGUGGAGGGGUCUCAACAGCACCUCACUGCCAAGCAACAUCUUUUCAACCUUCAGGCUCCAGGCCAGCUAGGUUCCUCUCAGGAUGCUCUCCAGUCAUGCCGAGAGAGGCCUGCCUCACUAAAAGACAAGUGGGAGGGGUCUCAACAGCACCUCACUGCCAAGCAACAUCUUUUAAACUGUCAGGAGUUGGGACAACAACUGGCGGAGCAGAGAGCGCUGCUGGGAGACAUCGCUGGUCACUGUGGAGGGACAAUUGCGAGCCGGACGCAUGCAGGGUCACACCCCAGGCCCAUAGAGGGCAGCGCAGCCCAAAGAGAGAGUGACCUCCUUCACAGCCAGCUGGAGGAAAAACUCAUGGCCCUGGAGGAACUUGGGAAGGGUAUUUCCCUGCAGGUGGCUCCGCAGCCACAGGUGGGGCUGCAGCUACCAGAGAGCCAGGCGUCUGCGCAGACAAGCGAAAUUCACACCACGCAUGUGCCCCCGUCUCCUGCAGGGGACACUGCCGCACAGGUAGUGCGUAGUGAGCAUGCAAAUAAACCCCGUCGUCGUGUUGCAAAGGACAAGGUGGAGAGCAGCAGGCCCUCUGGGAAGGAGGCGCAGAGGACAAGCGUGGAGCUGCUGCAGGCGUUCGGUAAACAGCUUGGGGGGCUGGUGGUGCUGAGCAUAGCGCGCCUCGCCCACAGCCAGCAGCUGCACAGCCGGGCCCACCUAGAGACCCUGCUGAACGGGCACAAGAUGUUUUUCCAGGCCCUGGGGGCCCAAGUGGCGGUGCUGGGUCACCUGCAACACCGCGUCUCGGUGGAGGAGCGGCUGCCGGUGCAGAUUGCGGGGGCGGAGCUGGAGCAGGAAGUCAGAGACCUACAGCUGCGGGCCGCAGAGGAAGGAGCCCAGCUGCAGACAACCCUGGAGGCCUGGACACAGUGGGACUUGAGCAGUAGCCAGAUGGCGGAGUUGCUGCAGCGCAUCGAGGCCCGUCUGCCCAGCAGGGGGCCGCCUGAGGAGAGGGAAAGGCAGCUUGUCAUCUACCAGGAAUUGAAAGGCGUUCUGGAGGAGAACGGACCACGGCUGUACCAGGCCCUGGACCUAGGGCGGAGGCUACAGGCCGGAGGGCGCUGUGAAGGCGUGGCCAUGGCCCUGCAGCGGCUGGAGGCCCAUUGGCUGGCUGUGCAGAAGAGGGUGGAGCAGGGGCGGGUCCGUACUGAGGAAAUGGUGGACCUGUGGAGCAGGUUCCAGAAGGAAUCGUUAGCGCUGUCUGAGUGGAUGGCUGGGGCCAGACAGCGGCUGCAGUCGUGCCGAGAGCUGACUGGUGCCCCGUCUGAGGAACUGCUGGCACGGCUCCUGGAACUGGCCAAGGAAACGGAGGCCGCGUCCCCCCUGAAGGCGACCGUGAGCCGCGCCGGAGCGCAGCUCCUGCAGCUGGAGGGCGCCGACGCCUUCGGCCUGCGGACGCAGCUGGAGCAGCUGGAGCAGCUCUGGGCGGACCUGGGGGCCUCGCAGUCGGACGCGCGGGAACAGCUGCACAAGUUGCUGAUGGAGAAGCUGACAUUGGAGGAGGUCAUGGCGGGGCUGGGUGCGUGUAUGGACAGGGUGGAUGCCAGACUGGCGGAGGUCAAGGAGGAGAUCCAACAGGCCUCUUGCACCUCCACCCUAGGCCCAAUGCUCCAGCGCUGCCAGGAAUGUAAGGUGGAGAUGGCCUCACACCAGCUUUCCCUGGACUUUACCAGCCAGGCAGUGAUCCAGACCAGCGGCCCAGAGGACGUCUGUGAGAAGCGCUAUGAGAGACUAGACCUCGCCGAGCGGCUGGGCGCUCUACGCCUGCGCUGGCUUUCCCUGAAAGGGGAGCUGGCCACCCAGACCCAUAGCGUGGAGCGGCUGCAGCAGAUCUGCGCGGACAGAGAGAGCCGGCUACAGGCGUUGCGCAGCUGGGUCGCGGGCCGGAGGCGAAGGCUGGAGGACCUGCCGAAGCCUCACGGCCUCUCCCAGGCUCAGAGGCUGGAGGAGGAGUGCAAGGACGCAGAGCAGAAACUGAAGCUGAAGUCUGCAGAGCUGAAGGACUUGAGAGACUCCUGCCGCUCUGGGGAAGGAGGCGAGGAGCAGCGGAGUUACCGCGCGUUCGUGGCUGAGACAGACACUGUUCUGCAGGACAUGACUGCCCUGAGCCAGCAGAUUUCCACGGUGGGCCCGACCUCGCUGCAGGUACUGAGGCAGUGGGAGCGGAUCGAGGGGGCGCUGGGCCAGGCAGCCCUGAGGACGGAAAAGACCAGCCACGCCCUGGAGCUCGACCGCGCGCCGCAGCUCUCGCUCCCUACCCUCCGGGGCCACGCCCGCAGGCUGCAGGUCCUCCAGGAGGAGGUGAGGGAGGACGAGGAGGCCUGGGAGGACCUUAUGAAGACCUGGGCCAGUCUGAGGACUGCUGUCAGCCUGGAGGCCGCCCAGCUGCUAACCCAGCGGCUGGAGGAGGAGAAGAAACGAAGGGUGGCGGUAAGCCAGGAAGUGACGGAGGAGCUACGGAAAGCGCAGGCUCUGAUCGAGCCGUGGGAGGCUUACGCCCGUCUAUCCGAGGACUGCCUCCUGCAGCUGCGCCGGCACCAGGACCAGCUGGGGGCGCUGUCGAGCAGCCCGCCCCGACGAGACGGCGAAGAGGAGCCGGUCCAGGCCCAGAUAGAGACCGUGAGAGAACUGCAUGCUGGUAUGGAUGGUUUGCAGAGCAGUCUGAGUGCGGUGGUGAAAGCCUCGGAUGAGCUCAUAGGACAGAUAGAGCCCCAGGCCUCCAUCUUCAUCGAAUCAGAAACCCUGAUGCUGAAAGAGGGCGUAACCCAGCUGGCCGGGGCUCUGGAAUUAAGACACAAGCAGCUACAGGGGAAGCUGGAUCUUCUUGAAGAAUUCCACAGACGCUUGGAAACUCUGGAGAAAUACCUGAAGGACUUUGAGAGCAAGCUGCAGAGCAUCCCCAGACAUGAACAGAACCUGGAGGCCCUCCAGGGGGACCUCUUCCAGCUGACCGCCCGCACUUCCGCCCUGGACUUCCUGAACCAGCUGUGCUAUGGCGUUACCCUAAGCAGCGAGGAGGCCUGCAGGCUCCAGGACCUCGAUACGCGGUGGCCGUUGGCCGCCUCUCGCACGAUGGAGAUGUGCCGUGAGCUCCAGGCAGAGGCGCUGAUGAGGCAGAGCUUUCAGGAGAAGUGCGAGACCUGGAGGUGCUUCCUGGAGGAUACAGACCAGAAACUUCCCAAGGAGGACAUCACCAGCUUCUCCUCAGACCCCCUCCCACAGCAGCUCAACUUCCAACGGAUGUUCCAAGUUCGGGCGUCCAUCGGGUGCCAGAUCCUAAAUUCGGUAAUCACGGAUGCCCUGGACAAGGGUGACGUGGAGGACAGGUUUGGCCUCAUGCAGAAGCUGGCCCAGCUGAUGGAGCAGUGGCAGGGGAUAGUGCAAAGGGCACAACAGUGGGGCGUCCUGGUGCAGGGGCUGAUGGGACAGCGUUAUGUGUACACCUGUGGCCAGAGGAUGCUGAAGAAGCUGCUGAGCGACACAGACAAACUGUUAUCUUCUUCAGGCCCCACCCACCGCAGCGUGCAUCAGCUCCACCAGUCACUAGAGGAGUUCAAGCAUGCUGAAAGGCAGUUCCAGCAGCACCGUGCCAUCUACCUGCAGACGCUGGAUGCAGGGACGGCUCUUCUCUCAGUGCAACCUCAGCUGCAGGAGGACUUGAAGAGCCUGCAGGAGGCCUGGGAGCGUGCCCAAGGCAUUGUGGGAACACAGAGGUCCCUCACGGAGGCUGUGCUUGAGGAUUGGGUGUGCUGCCAGACCAGGCUAGCCGAUAGCAGAUGCAGGCUGAAGAAACUGAAGGGCAAACUGAAUCAGCCGGUGCCAGAUCUUUGGGAGGAUCGACAGACCACAGAGCAGCUGACAAAGGAGCAUAAUGACUUGCUGGAGGAGUGGUCCAGCAGCUUGGCAGAGCUGGCCGGCAAGAGGGAGGAGCUGGCUUGCCAGAUCGCUGCCAAUGACAUGGCCCUGCUGCAGGCACCUGAGGAGGGGCUGCGCAGCCAAUGGCAGGAACUCCGCCUGAAGGUGUCCCUACGUGAGCAAGAGAUCGCCGACCGGCUUUGCGCCUGGCAUGUCUUCAACGAGAACAAAAAGUGGCUCUGUGAUUGGCUGAUGCAGUUGGAGAGCAUUGUGGCGCAAGGCACUCAUUUAGCCUCAGCGGAUAUCGCGGAGAGGCUGAACAAGGACUGCAUCGCAGUGAUGAAAUUCUUCAGUGUGAACAAGGCCGACCUGAAACUGCUUGGAGAACAACUUAGCACAGCAGGGGGCGGAGCCAAGGAGACAGAGAUCAAGAUUAUUCUGAAGGACAUGGAGGACAGGUGGCAGCAUGCGACUGACUGCAUCGUGUCAAGGGAGAAGCAGCUGCAGCAGAGGCAGGACAGGUUGUCACAGCUGCGUCAGAACGUGAGUGGCCUGCAGAUGCAGCUUUCCCGUGCUGAGGCCCAGCUGGCCACGCCCCUGCAGUACAGCACCUGUCACAAUGAAGAGAUCCAGAGGAGACUGGUAGAGCAGCAGGCCCUUGAGCGGGACCUGGAGCAGCUGUCGGAGGGAGUGGCUCUGUGCACCACGCGGGAUCCGGUCGGCGGCGGCGGCGGCGGCGGCGGCGGCGGCGGCAGUGAUGCGGAGAGCGCGCUCAGCCUGGAACGCCGCUGCAGGGACGCCCGCGCCCUGUGCACGCAGCGAAGGGACAGGAUCGAGGAGACUCGACAGCUGUGGCGCGAGUUCCAGGACAGCCACGCGCGCUUUGAGGAUUGGCUGAAGACGGCCGAGCAAAAUGUAAGCGCCAAAGAGGAUGCAGAGAAGUUUGAGGCUCUCCGGAGGGAGGUGCAGGAGCGGUUCCCUCAGCUGGAACUCUUAAACGCGCAAUACCAGCAUCUGGCCCGGGAGAACCUCACCGACGAGGCCGGCAGCCUCAAGGUCAAAGUUCAGGAGGUCAACCGCCGCUGGGACGCCCUACGGCUAAGAGAAUUGGAAGAAAGGACAGGAGAUGAAGGGGGCCCACCCAUCCAGCAGGCUGUGGCCCGCAUGCUGGCAGUGUCCCUGGGGCAGGAACACACUGGAGAAGCGGGAGGCUCUUCCUCAUUCACAGAGGAGGGGGCGGAGGCUGCAAUCCAUGACACCGUAUCAGGGAUGCCUGCGACCGAGUCCCAAGAGGAGGGUCUGGGUGCUGCACCCACACACACCAGCAUUCCAUAUACGCAGAGCUAUGAGGAAAUGUUGUCAGAGUGCAACAGGAGCGUCUUCCGCGUGAGGAGGGUCUUGCUAUUCCUCGACAACGAAGAGGAGGCUGCCGAGGACCAGGGCCUCACCGGGCUGACCGCGGCCGACACGCAGCCAGGAGUCAUCCAGCGAUUUGAGGUGGUGCAGGCCACGAGCCCCCAGGCCCGCGAACUCCAGGAUCCGCCGCCACCCAGCUCCGAUCUCCAGGACGUCACCGCCUGGCUGAGCCGGGUGAUACCGGAGCUGGAGGGGCUACAGCGGCCAGAGGCUUCGUCCAGCCUGAGCGUCCAGGACAUGGAAGCCAGCGUCAAGAGGCUAAAGGAGAUGCAGAGGACCGUUGACAGGUACAAGGGCAUGGUGAUUGCCCAAAACCUGAGUGGGCCAGAGCAGCUGCAGGGUGGGGUGGGGGCAGCGGGCGAGGCUGGCCUGCAGGACAUGGAUCAGGUCUGCGUUCUCCUGGAUCAAUGGAAGGAGAAGCUCCAUGGCGCCCUCCUGAGGUGCCAGGACUUCCACCAGACCCUGCACUCCAUGCUGCUGUGGCUGCGCAAUGCGGAGAGCAAGUGCCAUGCAGUCGAUGCCCGCAACCCCACCCUGGGGUCAGCCGCACUGCGGAAACAUGGCCGCACCCUCACGGCCUUGGAGAAGGAACUCCAGGUGCGGCUCCGGCAGGUGAGCUCCCUCCAGGAGACCUCCUCCCAGGAGACCUCCUCCCAGGAGACCUCCUCCCAGCUACUGCAGGAGGGCGGGGCCGAGGCCAGGGCGGUCGGUAAGGACAGCUGCGAGACCCAGGAGAAGCUGCGUGUCAUCAACAGCAAGUUGCAGGUGCUGCUCCGCCAGGUGGCCCGAGACCAGCAGGUGGUCCAGGAACGGCUGGAGCAGGAAGGAGAGGCAGGGGCUGCAGCAGCGACGGAAGGAGCUGCAGCAGGGACAGGAGAAUCCACCGCGGUAAACAGGAGCCCUGAGAGGCGUGACCCCUCACCCCCCCGUUCGUUCUUAGCCCGGGUGCUGCGGGCGGCCUUCCCCCUCCACCUCCUCCUCCUGCUGCUGCUGCUGCUGGCCUGCCUGAUCCCGCCCUGGGGCGACGACAACGGCUGUGCGUGGUCCAAUAACUUUGCCCGCUCCUUCUACCCCAUGCUGCGCUACAUCAAUGGGCCGCCACCUACCUGAGGCUCCUCCCACUUCUGUCCCCCACCCAUCCAUAUGACCAGGCCAAUCAGCAAGACCAAAUUCCAAAAGAGCAAGGGAGGGGACAUCAUCAGUGUACAGAAGAGGAAAGUAUUGGUAUGCCCAUCUAUAAAUGUAUUUAGGAUGUUCUGCAAAGCCGUGGAUGGAUUUAUCUUUAUUACCUUUCUCAUAAGACAAAUGUGCAGUGUCCAUCUCAUGUGUAAUAUUUUUGGCUUUUUUUUGUUGUUUUUUGUUUAUUAAUUGGAUUCUACUUCGUCAUUUUCGAGCUAAACGACCAGCAAUCAAUGUCAGCUACUCUUAACUGUACAUAAUGCAUUGGGAAUUUGGUUCAUAAUAUUUUAGUGUAUUUUUUUUGUGUAUUACUAUUAUUUUUAUCAUGUAAGCUGAAAUCUCUACAGAUGUAAUCUUUUAAUGCAAUUUGUUUAAAAUGGCAGAAAUAUUUACCAAUAAUUAAGGACAGAAGGAGAGGCAUUAUAUCCAGAGCCUUAAGUAAAUUUAAGUUGACAGUAGAGUUUUUAAGUUUUCACUUUAUACAGCAACUGUGUAUCGGGAUAUUUUUUUAUCAUUGGGAAAAUGUUGUCUUCUAAGACUGGAAAGCAUGUGGGCCCUUCUGUGUCCUCUUGUCUAUGGAACUAUCUCUAUACUGCGCAUGCCUUUGUGUGUGUACGUGUGUGUGUGUGUGUGUGUUUGGGGCCACCUGUUUCGUAUCAAAUUUAUAUGCUUUUCUGAAUGGCUUUAUUUGACCUCAUUGUUCCUUUAAGCACCUGAUACAGCCCACAGGACACAUGGGUGUGCCAACAG